UAACGUGCGGCCAGAAUCAGUUGCUCGACCAGCGUUCACUCAGACGCCCAACACCGCCAUCACAGUCCCUUGAUUUUCUCCCGUUCGAUUUUUCACGUGUUGACCAUUUCGUUCGCUUAUUCAAACGUCGACAAGACAAAAAUGUCCCGCUGGAGUUGCCGCUGCCCUUUCCUCUUGUUGAUUGUCGCCUCGUUCAUUUUAGUGAAUCAGCCGCAACCGACCGACGCGGCCGCCAUUCCAAUUUGGGAGCUGCUCAAACACGAAGAAAAGAUGGGCCGGUUAUUUUACGUUUUCGUUCACCUAGUGGAACAGUACUGCAAGACUUCUGACAUCCCCGAUUGCCCCAAGGUUUUGACGCUGUACGGCAUGUCGAAUCUGGUCAGCGAAAGCGAACACUCGCUCGACUUGAUGGAUCCUUACCAACGCGACGCCAAAACCAUCGUGUGGGAGAAGAUUAUGCGCGGCGAAUUCAAAUUGCCGACCAAAUUGACCAAUGGGAAACCCGUCAAGACUCCGCCGAAAUCGUCCGCUGCUCUCGGCAACGACGUCUACUCAUCGCCGUACGAAAUCCGCGUCCGCCCGCCACCGACGUUCGUCGCUCCGCCGGCUACUCCAUCCGCUGACAGCAACCAGCAGUCGGAGCCAAACGAACCUUCAUCGAUUAAUUUAGAUGAAGAUUCUUCUUCUUCUAAAAUGACAAUCAUCCGUUUCGGUCGUUCACUACCCAAAACGACGAAUGGAAAUGAACCGUUGCCGCUUCUCUCUGAACAGGACGCCGAGAUGUUGAGUCGGUUGGUUGUCUAAAUCGUUAUAUUCCGGUUCCAAUCAUUGUAAAAUAAUUAUUUUUUUCUAAAUAUUUGCUUGAAAAAAACUAAUUAUAGCAAAAAACAACAACAUUCUACGUUACUUUGGUUGAUGAGUAUCGUGGCAAAUGAUGUUGACAUUGGUAUCUAGUCAAAUCUGUUUGAAUUUUUGUUUUGUUACUUUUGUUUCUUCUUUAAUUAUCAAUUGUUUGGAAUUGCAUUGUGAACAUUCCAGCCGUGUUUAUUUUUACAUAGACCUUGGACUUCCUGUAACAUUUCAUAUCAAUCCACUCCAGAGGCUUUUCAUAAUUAUGUGUCCCCUAUACAUAAUAACAGGCUAUUACUCGUGUAUGUUAACGAGACAUUUUCAUAUUCGACGUUAUUUUUGCACUUUCAUUCUUCUGUCCUUCACUAUUUGCCCUCCAUCAAAGAAAUUGUUGAUCCACCGGAUGGUCAUGAAUUCCUGUAAAUAAAAUCAGAUGAAAGACUUGUAA
Molecule: messenger RNA, 1297 nt
Organism: Daphnia pulicaria
Lineage: Eukaryota; Metazoa; Arthropoda; Branchiopoda; Diplostraca; Daphniidae
Exons: 4
Coding region: 142-804 (220 amino acids)
Source: RefSeq, a predicted model, not a curated record